GUUCCAGAAAGAGAUGCUGAUGUCAAUAUCGAGAAUAAAAAUUUAUCUGGAGAUGGUUAUGAGACUCCUGAACCUACUGAACAAAUUUCUCCAGAUUCAUUAAAUUCUUCUUGUUCAUCAUAUCAACCACAUACUAGUUCUGAUGAUGACGAAACAAUAGUUAAUAAGUUAAAGAAAUUUGAUUAUCUUGUUGGGCCGGGGAAAAUAGAGUUUGAUCUAAACAGAGAUUCUAUUCGGUGGAUGGUUGAUGACUUGGAUAUUUCAUCUAUCAGUGAAUUAUUUCGCAAUAAUUCAAUAGAAAAAUCACAACGCCAAGUUCUUUCAGUACAUGAAGAACUUGCAUUAAGUCACAUAUUUCUCAUUGAAGAAGAAAAUAAUGCUGGUUUAAAAGAAUAUCUUAAUGCAGACAGUUGGGUGAAAAUUAAUGAUCAAAUUCGUAUUGAAUAUCCAUUUGUAAAAUUAAAUGAUUCUAUCUACGAAAUUUGGACUAAUAUAUCUAAAAUCACUUGUAAACAACAAAAUCAUUUAAAAUUAAAAAAAGAAGUCAAGACAUUCCUUCGACAAUACACUUGUAAAGAUGAACUAGAUGAAUCAAUUAUUGGAGUUUAUGAAAAUUUAAUAAAUCAAUUUCAAACUACCUUUAUCAAUGAAGAAAAAAUUGAAGAUACACAUGUGCAUAAAUAUGUCACACCUAUUGUAGAUCCUUUUUUUCAAGAAGGAAAAAUAAGCAUUGACUGGGCAAAUCGGAUGUCAUCUUCAUCCACCAUUGCUAAGAGGGCUUUCGAUCCAUGUUUAUUUGGCAACAAACCAGAUUUUGUUUUUAAAACCACCAAUCAACAAAAGUUUAUUGAAGUAUUAAUAGGUGAAGUGAAACCCCCUAAGUCAUGUAAAAUCUCAAUAGAAGCUGACACAGUAACAAUUGGUAAAAUAAUGAAAUCAUCACUGGAUUUAUCUAUUGAAUAUGGUAUAGAGGAUAUUUCUGUAUAUGGUUUGCAAUUUGCUGGCUAUAAUGGUAAAUUUUAUGGAAUGGACCUCAACUAUGAUGGGGUAUACAGAAUGAUGCUCCUGGGACAGUUCCAAGUACCGCAUGGUCCUGAAUCAUUUGGUUCUCUGAUAAAUUGUUUUCAGAUUUUAGUUACAGCACAG
This is a messenger RNA of Entrophospora sp. SA101, 1146 nucleotides long. The record is from the annotation of a GenBank genome assembly. Lineage: Eukaryota; Fungi; Glomeromycota; Glomeromycetes; Entrophosporales; Entrophosporaceae.